This is a messenger RNA of Coccinella septempunctata (seven-spotted ladybird), 790 nucleotides long. Its product is annotated as activator of basal transcription 1-like. Gene Ontology annotation, biological process: endonucleolytic cleavage to generate mature 5'-end of SSU-rRNA from (SSU-rRNA, 5.8S rRNA, LSU-rRNA); endonucleolytic cleavage in ITS1 to separate SSU-rRNA from 5.8S rRNA and LSU-rRNA from tricistronic rRNA transcript (SSU-rRNA, 5.8S rRNA, LSU-rRNA); endonucleolytic cleavage in 5'-ETS of tricistronic rRNA transcript (SSU-rRNA, 5.8S rRNA, LSU-rRNA). NCBI's taxonomy places the organism in Eukaryota, Metazoa, Arthropoda, Insecta, Coleoptera, Coccinellidae. Gene Ontology annotation, molecular function: RNA binding. Gene Ontology annotation, cellular component: nucleolus. The record is from RefSeq and is a predicted model, not a curated record. The transcript is spliced from 2 exons. Bases 103 to 729 code for a protein of 208 amino acids.
AAUUGAAGGUUAGAACCUGUUAACCUCAAUCUAUUUAUUUUUUGUUUAUUUGAAUUUUACUCUGUAAUCUGUGUUAGAAUUUUCUUUUAGAUAGCUUGGAAGAUGAGUGCAGAAGAAAAUAAUAGUCCAGGUCCUAGCAAAUCCUCUGAAGAUGUUAAGAAGAAACCGAAACGAGGGAUAAUAUAUAUUUCUUCAAUACCACCAUACAUGAAUGUAACUCUAAUACGCGAAUAUUUUGGAGAAUUUGGUGAAUUGGGAAGGGUAUACCUCCAACUUCAGGAUAAAGAAAUCAAAGGUAAAAAUCCAGAAAAAAAGAAGAAGAAGGCCGCUAAGAAUUUCACAGAAGGAUGGGUAGAAUUCGAGAAGAAAUCUGUAGCGAAGAAAGUAGCGCAGCUUUUGAACAACACACAAGUAAGCAACAGGAAAAGAUCUAUUCAUUUCGAUUAUCUGUGGAACAUCAAAUAUUUGUCGGGUUUCAAAUGGACCCAUCUUCAUGAAAGGUUAGCUUAUGAAAAGACAGCGAAGAGGCAGAAGCUCAGAGCCGAAAUUCAAUUAGCCAAGAGAAACGCAGCAUUCUUCACAUCCAACUUGAAUAAGAACAAGAAAGGAGAAUAUAUCAAUAGAGAGUAUGAAAAUCUGAAGACUGAAGAACCAACUGAAUCAGACACUAAAGAAAAUUCAUCGGAAUUAGAAAAAAGAACAGAGUUCCUGGGGUCGUUAUUCAGUUAAAGUCGAAAUAAACAUUUUUACUGUUAUUGAUAUUGUACAUAAUUACAUUUAGUGAAAGAUA